AUGAAGGAAGAGAAGAGGAAGAACAUAGAAGGAGCAGAGAGACGGAUAAAGGAAAGGAAGAAGAAGGAGAAACAGAACAAAGUAGAAAUAAAUCAUGUUGAGAAGACAGAGAAAAGAAGAAAAGAAGAGAUAAAGGUAGAAGGAACGACAAUGGAAAUUAUAAGAUAUACAGGAGCAGAUAUAAAUGUAAUUACAGAGGAAGCAGUCAAGGAGAUAGGAAUGGAAGGAUACGAGACAGAAGAACAGAUAGUAGAAAACAUUUUCGGAACGAAAUAUAAACUAACAAAGGAGAUAUGGAUAACAUACAAGGCAGGUGAUACAGACAGAACAGACAGAUUCAGGAUAGUGGAGGCACCAGGAAUGAGAAUUUUGAUAGGAAAAGACACCCUAGGAGAAAUGGAAGAAAAUGGGAAAGCAUGGAGAGAACUGAAUCAGGAAUAUAAACAGAUACUAGGAGAAGAAGCGACAGGAAAGGUAAAAGGAGUGGUAGCAGAAAUAGAAACAAUACCAGGGAAGCGAAUAACAAUGAAAGGAAGGAGAUGGGAAUACAAAACGAUGAAAGCGGUAGAAGAAAAAGUGGAGGAAUUGGAGAGUAAAGGAUUAGUGAGAAGAUCGAGAUCAAGCUGGUUCAACCCGAUUAGACCAGUAUGGAAGCCAAAUGGAAAGAUUAGAUUGACACUGAAUCUAUAUUUUUUGAACAAGAUAGUGGCAAAUGACAGAUACAGUUUACCAAGGAUGCAAGAAGUGAUCGAGGCAGCACAGGGAAUGGAAUAUUUCACAGUGUUAGAUUUGAAAGAUGCAUAUUUUCAGAUAGAAUUGAGAGAAGAGGAUAGACAUAAGACAGCAUUUUAUGUGGGAAAUAAGUUAUACGAAUGGAAUGUGAUGCCACAAGGAUUUAAGAAUUCAUCAGCGAUAUUUCAAAGGGUGAUGGAUGGCAUAUUAAGAGAAGAAUUGAAUAAGUGUUGCAGAACAUAUCUAGAUGACAUUGUGGUAUUUGGAGAGGACAAAGAAACGCAUGAUAGGAAUAUACGACAAGUAUUGAAAAGGUUGAAGGAAAACGGACUGACGCUGAACAAGGAAAAAGUACAAUUCAGACAGAAAACGGUUAAAUUAUUAGGGAGUUACAUCACAGGGAGAACACAAGAACCAGAUAAUGCGAGACAAAAGAAAGCAUUACGAUAUGAAGAACCAAAGAAUAAGAUACAGCUACAGAGUUUCUUGCAGUUUGCGAAUGUAUAUACGAGAUACAUACAAGGUUUCGCAGAUAAGGCAGCACCGAUAUACGAGUUAUUGAAGAAAGGAAGAAGAUUCAUAUGGGAGGAAGAACAGAAAAAAGCAUACACAGAGAUAAUGAGAGAAUGUAGGAAAAGAACGGUAACGUUCUUACCAGAUCAUAAGAAGGAAUUCAUAAUCGAGACAGAUGCAGCGGAUUUAGCAAUGGGAGCAGUCCUGCUACAAGAAGAUGAAGCAGGAGAAGAACGAAUAGUAGCAUGGGGAUCAAAGAAGUUUUCGGAAGCAGAAAGGAAGGCGGGUAUUACGGAAAAAGAAUACCUAGCAGUAGCAUUUGGAAUAGAGCACUUCAAAUAUUAUAUAGGAGGAAGCAAAUUUACAUUGAGAACAGACCACAAAGCAAUAGAAUACUUUGAAAACAAAGAUGCACUAGGAACAAACAAAUUGGAAAGAAUAAGAGAUAGGCUACAAACGUAUAACUUUACAGUGGAAUACAGACAAGGGAAAGAGAUGUUUAAGCCGGAUGCGCUAAGUAGGAUGUACACAGAGGAAACAAAUGAAGCGGAAAGAGCGGAAAGAAUGGAGAUAGUCAAGGAAGAACAUGAAUCAAAAGGACUACAUAAAGGUAGAAAAGCGAUGGAAUACAAGCUAGGAAGAAUGUAUGAAUGGAAGGAUUUGAAGAAGAUCAUAGAACAAGUGAUACAAGGAUGUGAAAAAUGUAGAAGGAACCCGACAAAGAAGAAGGGAGGAGAGAAAUUUGUAGAAGUAGAGAGACCAAUGCAGUUAGUGGCAAUGGAUUUGGUAUACAUAGACCAGACUACACCGAUAUUAUCCAUAUUGGAUUAUUACACACGAAAGAUAUGGAUGGAGAGAUUGGAGACAAAAACGGAAGAGGAAGUGGUAAGGAAGAUUGAACGGUUUAUAGGAAGAGGUUUGAAACCGGAAAAGAUAGUGACAGACGCAGGGAAGGAGUUUGCAAAUAGGACAUUACAAAGAGUACUGUCAAUGAAUGGAAUAGAGCAUCAUAUGGUGACACCAGAACAUCACCAAGGAAAUGGAAGGAUAGAGAGAAUGCACAGAGAUUGGAAUGAGUAUUUAAGAAAGAAUACGGAAGAAGGAAAAGAGAGAAACGUACAAGAAUUAAUAGAGGAUUUUGUAACAGGAAAAAAUCAGAUGUAUAGAAGAUGCAUUGGAAUGACGGCCGAGGAAGCAUGGAAAUGGCCAGAGAGCGAGCAGUUGAAAACUAGCAAUAAGAGAACAGGAAGAUAUGCUAGAGAAUUUAAGGAGAAGCGACGAGAAAAAUUCAAGGAAGGACAGGAGAUUUACAUUAGAAGAACAGAGAUGGAAAUGAACAGUAAGAUAGGUCCAAAAUGUAUCAAAGAAGGUAUGGUGGAAAGAAAGAUGGAGAAUGACACGUAUUUAGUAAGAGAAAAGGACUCAGGAAAAGUGAAGAAGAAAUGCCAUACACAAAUAGCAAGAAAGGAAAAUUUUACCCAGAAUGACAGCACCACAAUCAGAGGAGAGGAACACGAGGACAGAGGCAGCAGGAAUGACGACAAGGAUAACAAUGACGAACUUACAGACAACAGUACGGAUGAUCAACACGUUAGAAACACCAGCGGCAGCGAAAUAUGCACUGGUUAUAAGGAAUGCAGAGGAAGAGGUACUGCAAUGGAUGAACGAGAAGGAUGUAGGGAACUUCACGAACUUAAUGUCGCAGACAGAGACAUUAAUCAAGGAACAGAGGAUGGCAGUAAAUCAAUUAGCAACAGAAGUAGCAGAGCCCAGGAUGGGCACGGAAAUGCCGACGGAAUACUUGGAAAGAAUGAUCAGGAAACUGGAUAA
Messenger RNA from Enterospora canceri, 3075 nucleotides. The record is from the annotation of a GenBank genome assembly. Lineage: Eukaryota; Fungi; Microsporidia; Enterocytozoonidae.